AUGGUGUUAUUUUUUGUGGCAGGCCUCUUACUCGCGUUGUACGGUCAAGUAAGGGCACAGAACCUUGCAAGUGCGCAGAUAUCCGUGAUUAGCGAGCGACUGGCCCAGGGUGCAAUGCAUAGUUGGGAGUAUGGAGCGCGGGCCGAGGCCCUCCUGGAGCUCAAUGCGCCGACAUACUCCGUCGUGUCGUUCAACGCCGUUCCGCCUCCCCACAGUAUUCCAUCCAAUAUAACAAGUGCGCUUGGCGAAGUGUUUACGAUCGCGCAUAACAUCGUCGUCGCCCGAAGCUUGUCCAAUAUCACUGGCCCCCAGCCCCUGAUUGCUGAUACGAGUGCAGGAGAUCCAGCAAGUAGUGGAGUUUCCGUGUUACUUGCUAACUGGACGGGACAGGGGGCACUAGAUGGACUAGAUUAUGCAGGGGCGGCACAGGACCAACUCCACUACCUAUUCCAAAACGUAUCCAAGACCAAAGAUGGUGCUUUUUCUCACAGAGUGGACCAAUUGCAACUUUGGAGUGAUUCGGUGUACAUGGUUCCUCCGUUUUUGGCGUAUUAUGGUGUCCUGACGCAAAAUCAGACCAUCCUGGGUGAGGCAUACACACAGAUCCGCUUGUACCGAAAAUAUCUUCGAGACACGGCAGCCGGUAAUUUAUGGAAGCAUAUACAACUUGGUCAGACAGGAAUUGACGAUGGGCACUGGUCGACAGGUAAUGCAUGGGCGGCGGCAGGCAUGAUACGGGUCCUAGGGACUAUUCAACGUUCCCCGUUCGCGAAUUCGUUUAAGAGUCAACAGAAUGACCUUGCACAUUGGGUGCAUGAGAUUCACGGAGCGAUGUAUUCCCACAUUAACUCCAACGGAUUGUUCUACAAUUACGCCGAUAAUAAUACCACGUUCUAUGAUGCCUCAUCAACUGCGUUACUGGCCAGCACGGUCUAUCGGUUGUCUCUUCUUGCCAAUAUCCACACAUACAUCCCACUCGCUGAACAGGUCCGCAAAGCGCUCUUAGCUUCUGCUGGCACCAUUGUUUCCAUAGCCACUACAUCGACAAUGCCAGCGCCAAGUACAACAUCGACCGCACUUGCCGGAACUGGCACAACCGUAUCUGGCCUGCUCCACUUUACGCCGGAAGGAUGGCUUACGCCUGUAGUGAAUCCAUAUUCUUAUGGCGCGCAAGGCUCCGACAGCCCAGAGGCACAAGCGUUCAUCCUUGAGCUGCAGGCUGCAUGGCGUGACUGGGUAGCAGACGGGGCACAGGGUGCAAAUAGCGCCCGCGAAGCUCGGCCUCAUGUCUUAAUGAUAGGAGUUAUACUGGUCUUGCCCUGGUUAAUGAUGGUCAUCACCUAG
Molecule: messenger RNA, 1344 nt
Organism: Suillus fuscotomentosus
Lineage: Eukaryota; Fungi; Basidiomycota; Agaricomycetes; Boletales; Suillaceae
Product: Six-hairpin glycosidase-like protein
Exons: 5
Coding region: 1-1344 (447 amino acids)
Biological process (GO): carbohydrate metabolic process
Source: RefSeq, a predicted model, not a curated record